UGUGUGUGUGAGAGGAGACUUCUCAGAACAAUAGAUGUAACUUCUGUUGAGUUAAUUAUUUUAAUGCCUUGUGACUUUUGACUUUUGACCUGCAGACUGCAUGACUUGAAACUUUCAUAAUGGUGAACACGUCACAGAGCUUCAUGUCGACUGACUGCUCAAGGACUUAGACCAGGUUUAUCCUCUGCGUCUUCUCCUAAAGCAGUGACGGGCUCCAGUUGAUUGGGCUCCAGCGUGAGUGUGACAGGCUCCAGUUUGAGUGUGAUUGAGCUUUCAAAAGCAGUUUGAAAAGUUAACUUCUGAUGGGGACAGAGCGGUAGACUAAAGGAGCAUGCUGAAACGUGUUGCUAAAAGCAGCUACAACCCUUACGCUACGAGUCAGAGGGUAAAGAAAGGGGACUCUAAAGGCAAGGACAAACUGGACAUUCUGCCCAACAAGCACAACGUAUGGCUGAAGCAGCUCUCCAUCCUCCAGGAGCAGCCUCGGAAAGAUGCAGGCGACAUCACUCUCUCCUCGCCUCAACCCUUUCCCUCUCCCUCUCCCUGUUCAAUUCUCACCCCGACCUCCGCUGGGGCCCCGGACCCCUCUGUGUCCUGCCCGGGUACCCCCAGCACCCAGCACGGUAAGCUGGCUGCAAUGCAAGGGGUGGCCUGCCCGUCGCCCGUGGCAACCCUGAAGAGACCGACUGCACUGAGCAGACAUGCCAGCGCCGCAGGUUUCCCGCUUCAGUCGUGGGUUUUCACUAAAGGCCAGGGAAAGGGGGCUUUGACCCCCACUACUCCGUCUGACGUUCCAGAGAGCUCGGCCAUCGAGGUCGAGGACAUCCCCGCCCUGCUGAGGGAUGUGGCACGUUUCGCAGAGGCCGUCGAGAAGCUGAAAGACGUUGUGCUGGCUGAAGGGAAGGAGAGUCGGCGGCCCGUGGCUCACGAGUGUUUGGGCGAGGUCCUACGGGUGCUGCGUCAGGUCAUCAACACUUACCCUCUGCUCAACACCGUGGAGAUCCUCACCGCUGCCGGCAAGCUCAUAUCCAAGGUCAAAGGUUUCCACUACGAGGCCUGUAACGAAGCGGACAAAAUGGACUUUGAGAAGGCGAUUGAAACCAUCGCCGUCGCUUUUAGCAGCAAUGUGUCUGAACUUCUGAUGGGUGAGGUCGACAGCAGCACGUUGCUCUCCCUGCUGCCCACUGAGAAGAGCCGGUCGAUGGAGAACUUGUACACGGCGACAGGAGCAGACGGGUCAGCAUUCAGGAGUGACCUGCACGACAUGGGCAGAGUGGAGGAGGUGGAUGUGAUCCUGCAGAGGAGCGAAGGAGGGGUGGACUCCGCUCUGCUCUACGCCAAAACCAUUUCUAAGUACAUGAAAGACCUGAUCAGCUACGUGGAGAAGAGAACGUCACUGGAGACCGAGUUCUCCAAAGGCCUCCAAAGAUUAUACCAAUCCUGCAAACACAACAUAACCCAUCCCCACAUGCCCCUCUUCUCCAUCUACUCGCUCGCUCUGGAGCAGGACCAGGAGCAGAGCGUGGGGCUGCAGCAGGCCACCACCACCCUGCACAGCCAGACCUUCAUCCAGCCUCUCAUGCAGCGUAAGCAGGAGCAUGAAAAGAAACGGAAGGAGAUCAAGGAUCAUUGGAUCCGUGCUAAAAGGAAACUGAUGGAGUGUGAAGGGAACCUCCGGAAAUCCAAGCAGGCCUACAUGGUCCGCUGUGAGGAGUACGAGAAGGCCAAAUCAGCCGCCUGCAGAGCAGAAGAAGAAGGAGGAGGGUCCACGGCCAAGUCUGUGGAGAAGAAGAAACGAGUGGAGGAAGAAGCCCGCAACAAGGCGGACGAGGCGGAGGCUACCUACCGUACUUGUAUAGCAGACGCCACGACCCAGCAGCUGGAGCUGGAGCACACAAAGGUCACGGUGCUGAGACAGCUGCAGGACCUCGUCAAACAGAGCGACCAGACGCUGCGCUCGGCGACCAUCUCGUACUACCAGCUCAUGCACAUGCAGACGGUCGCCCUGCCCGUCCACUACCAGACUCUGUGUGAGAGCAGUAAGCUGUACGACCCCGGCCGGCAGUACGCUGCCCACGUGCGAGACCUGCAGCUGCCGGAGCAGCCACAGGUCCAGUACCUGUUUGAGAACUACUCUCCAUCCAGCUCAUCACACCACGGCCACAGACCAAGGAAUGAUAGUUUCAACACGGAGCAGUCGAGCCAAGCCGACAGUCCUGCCACCAGUGUGAACACGGCGUCCGGAGACCACCGAGACGCCGAGGCUCAUCGCAAGAGGCAGGGCCACAAGUCGUGGGGAUCAACGGUGAGCGAUGACAGCGUGGGAGGAGAGGGAGGCCUCGAUUCUCCGACGGCCAGCUCAAGUGACAUUAGCAAAAUAGCUCGAACGUCAUCCACCGGAACGAUGUCGUCCAAUGAGGACGCCGAUGAAAAAGACGGGAACGUCAACUCGUUUGAAGCUCCGAGUGUCAACGGCAUGGAUCCUGACGUGGUCGUUUCCACCAGACCGUUUCGUAACGUUGGCCUGUCUAAAGCGGCGCAGACCCACCGGCUGAGGAAGCUGCGCACUCCUUCAAAGUGCCGCGAGUGUGACAGCUACGUUUACUUCCAGGGAGCAGAGUGUGAAGAGUGUUUCCUGGCGUGUCACAAACGCUGCCUGGAGACUCUGGCCAUCCAGUGCGGUCAUAAGAAGCUUCAGGGCCGCCUGCAGCUGUUCGGCAGGGAGUUCUCUCAGGUGGUCAGCUGUGCCAGCGACAGCGUCCCCUUCAUCAUCACCAAGUGUAUCUCUGAGAUCGAGAGGCGGGCGCUCAAGAUGAAGGGCAUCUACAGGGUGAACGGGGUGAAGACUCGCGUGGAGAAGCUGUGUCAGGCCUUCGAGAACGGAAAGGAGCUGGUGGAGCUGUCGCAGUGUUCGCCUCAUGACAUCAGCAACGUCCUCAAGCUUUACCUCCGACAGCUGCCCGAGCCCAUCAUGCUGUUCCGCCUGUACAACAGUCUGAUGGGUUUGGCCAAGGAGAGUCUGCAGAGUGAAGAAGACUCGACUGUGGGAGAGGGAGCCGAGUCCAGCAGCAACAGUCCAGCCACGGGCAAGGGGCCGGAGCUGGUGGAUCUGGGUCCUGACACCAACCCGGAGGUCCUGGUCCUCGUGGACAAGCUGAAGGAGCUUCUGAAGGAGCUGCCCAAGGCCAACAUUUGCACCCUACGCUACAUUAUCCGCCAUCUCCGCAGGAUCGCAGAGCUGGAGGAAGACAACAAGAUGAGUCCCAGUAACCUGGGUAUCGUCUUUGGUCCCUCCCUGAUGCGUCCUCGUCCGACGGGGGCCACCAUAUCCCUCUCCUCUCUGGUGGACUACCCCCACCAGGCCCGCAUCGUGGAGGCCAUGAUCGUCUUCUAUUCGUCCAUCUUCCAUUCCAAAACCUCUUCGUCCCACAAAGCCGUCCGCUCUGCGACUUCCUCCACGCCGCAGGAUCAAAGUGCAGAGAACAAGGAGGAGAGGAGUGCUGAUGGAGAGGAGCAGGAGGAGGACGGAGGCAAAGAGGAACAGAGUAAACCAGAGUCUGACAAAAUGGAGGAGGGAUGUGAAAGCUCAUUGGGGUCAAGCGAGCAGCUCCCUGAUUCUGACUCGGAGCUGGAGGAGAGCGGCCAGAGGACGGCUCAGUCCAGCAUGCUGGUGAAGCAGGAGAGCGUGAUCAGCAUGGACGACGAUCCACUGAGUUACGGGGACAGUUUGGACAUGUCCAGUCAGUCUGCGACCCUCACUGACCUGGAACAAGACGCCAACACGGACCCUGACCACCCGGACGCAGCAGAGCCCCCGUCACCGCCGGACAGCGGGCCGCCCGACGAUGACACCGAGGCAGAGAAGGACCUGUGCAUCUCUCUGGCAGAGUUCAACAUGAACCAGUCCAACAACAACUACCCGUCCAUCUUAAGCCUGUCGGGGCUCCCACUGUCACGUCUGUGUGGAAAGAAGUUACCGCUGACCCGAAACAGGGACAACGAGCCCGAGUUUGUCUGAUAUCUUUGACGGCGCCGCCUGAGAGUUUAGGGACACGAUUGAAAAUGUUGUAAAGGGAGAUGGCUUUCCUGUGUGCCGCUGUAUUCAUCUCUCGCCCGCAGUGGAACAUCUGUUUGCUUCCAGCUGUUUGAUGAAUCUGUCCUCGGACAGAAGUUUUCACUCGAUUGAUUAAAAAUGUAUUUGAAGUGUUUCUGUUCAAAGCUUCUCGUCUGAGUGCUGCUGGUCGUGUUUCAGCUAAAUCUUUAAUAAUAAAUUCAGCAGUUUGUUAACAUCGUCUGUAUCGCCUUGUUAUCAAUGUCUUUUAUAAACAUUUUAUUAUUAAACCAUUUUAUCAACCA
This is a messenger RNA of Labrus mixtus (cuckoo wrasse), 4356 nucleotides long. It is a transcript of the gene arhgap45b, whose product is annotated as Rho GTPase activating protein 45b. The record is from RefSeq and is a predicted model, not a curated record. Gene Ontology annotation, molecular function: GTPase activator activity. Bases 332 to 4018 code for a protein of 1228 amino acids. The transcript has 26 exons. NCBI's taxonomy places the organism in Eukaryota, Metazoa, Chordata, Actinopteri, Labriformes, Labridae. Gene Ontology annotation, cellular component: membrane. Gene Ontology annotation, biological process: signal transduction; activation of GTPase activity.